Gadus chalcogrammus (walleye pollock) is the source of this 956-nucleotide messenger RNA. RefSeq names its product ciliary neurotrophic factor (gene cntf). The record is from RefSeq and is a predicted model, not a curated record. The coding region runs from base 322 to 918 and encodes 198 amino acids. Gene Ontology annotation, biological process: negative regulation of neuron apoptotic process; ciliary neurotrophic factor-mediated signaling pathway. The transcript has 3 exons. NCBI's taxonomy places the organism in Eukaryota, Metazoa, Chordata, Actinopteri, Gadiformes, Gadidae. Gene Ontology annotation, molecular function: ciliary neurotrophic factor receptor binding.
UGCUUGCGAUUUUGACUCAGAUUAACACAUUUUCAGGAAUGUGUUAACCCCCCCCACACACACACACACACACACACACACACACACACACACCCGCCUGUGUUCUUAAGUAUCCCUCUGGCGUCAGUUUCCACUAGUAACGGACGGGAAUCGUAAUGAGUGUCUCUGGCAGAAUUACAGCCGAUCGGAAGGGGGAGGCUCCCUCUGGCUGCUUGCAAACUGCUCCCGAGAUGAUGUAGUCUGCUUUAACCUGGUGUAGCAGCCGCCAGCCUGUUGGUUUUGUCGUGUGUCGCCCCAACGUUCUGCUAUAGAAGAAGUUCAAUGGCAGGUCGCCGGAGGAGAGCCACCGAGGGAGAGACCACCAGCCGCGCGGCCGCAAGGGCUGCUGCCAUCGCCGAUCAGUUGCACAGUGAAUGUGGACUCCUACUGGAACUUUAUAGGAAGAAGGAGAGCCUUGGACCCGAUCUGGUCCUGUCUGACCUGUUGCUGGUCUCUGUCCUGCCCGCCUCCUCCCAGCUGGAGGUCCAAGACCAGCUGGGGCGCAUCAUCUCCGCCCUGGAUCAGUGUCACUGCCUGUUGGAGCGGGCCAUCGCCCGGGAAGAGCAGGCUGUCGGGGUGACAGUGGUGGGGAAGGCUGAAUACCAGAAGCAGAGGAAGACGGUGAAGGACAGGCUGGCGCUGCUUCUCGCCAGCACGCGGGGGGUCCUAAAGCGCUCCAGUGGAACUGCAGCUCUGACGACCACCACCAACUGUCAAGAGCCGGACGGGUCCACGGUGCUGUUCGAGGUGAAGAUGUGGAUCUACCGGAUCUACCGGGAGCUGGAAUACUGGAGCAAGGCCACCAUCACCCUCCUGCAGGCACCGGCCGGGCCGGCGUCCGUCCGCAUGUCCACCAGGAGAAGGAGGAACAUGCGAUAAGGGAGGGAGGGAGGGAGAGGAGUGCAGAGGGUUGGAGA